Pangasianodon hypophthalmus (striped catfish) is the source of this 3532-nucleotide messenger RNA. It is a transcript of the gene sf3a1, whose product is annotated as splicing factor 3a, subunit 1. The record is from RefSeq and is a predicted model, not a curated record. Gene Ontology annotation, molecular function: RNA binding; protein binding. Lineage: Eukaryota; Metazoa; Chordata; Actinopteri; Siluriformes; Pangasiidae. The coding region runs from base 222 to 2579 and encodes 785 amino acids. Gene Ontology annotation, biological process: mRNA cis splicing, via spliceosome; regulation of alternative mRNA splicing, via spliceosome. The transcript has 15 exons. Gene Ontology annotation, cellular component: U2-type prespliceosome; U2 snRNP; catalytic step 2 spliceosome.
AUUCUCAUAUUCAACACUAGCAGCUUCGCUUGCGUCGGGUGAGGGAGUUUUUCCCGAGCACUUUUAAUGUUCUUUAAAACGUAAACAUAUUUUCAUAUGUUAUUCAGAAAAUAGGUUUACGUUCUAAGGAUCAUUAAAUAAAGUCCGACGUUGUUCGGACCAGCACAGGUUGUGUAUUUUAUUUCUUAUCUGUUAAUAAAAGCGAGGUUUGUUGAUCAGCCAUGCCGCCGGUGCAGAUCUCUCAGCCGGAGGCCAACAACAAGGCCGAAGAGCAGAAGGAAGAAACUCCGGCCACUAAACCCAUCGUGGGGAUCAUCUACCCUCCUCCUGAAGUGCGCAACAUCGUGGACAAGACCGCCAGCUUCGUAGCGAGGAACGGGCCCGAGUUUGAAGCGAGGAUUCGUCAGAACGAGAUCAACAACCCCAAGUUUAAUUUCCUGAACCCCAGCGACCCGUACCAUGCCUACUACCGCCACAAGGUCAAUGAGUUCAGAGAGGGCAAAGGUCAGGAGCCGUCGGCUGCCGUGCCUAAGGUCAUGCAGCAGGCCAUGCAGCAGUCUCAGCAGCAGCUUCCGCAGAAGGUCCAGGCGCAGGUCAUCCACGAGACGGUUGUUCCCAAGGAGCCUCCGCCCGAGUUCGAGUUCAUGGCCGACCCGCCCUCCAUCUCGGCCUUCGACCUGGACGUGGUGAAGCUGACGGCUCAGUUCGUGGCGCGUAACGGCCGCCAGUUCCUCACGCAGCUCAUGCAGAAGGAGCAGAGAAACUACCAGUUCGACUUCCUGCGUCCUCAGCACAGCCUCUUUAACUACUUCACCAAACUGGUGGAACAGUACACCAAGAUCCUGAUUCCUCCGAAAGGACUGCUGCAGAAACUGAAGCGAGAGGCGGAGAAUCCCCGCGAGGUCCUCGAUCAGGUGAAGUACCGAGUGGAGUGGGCCAAGUACCAGGAGCGAGAGAGGAAGAAAGAGGAGGAGGAGAGAGAGAAGGAGCGCGUGGCGUACGCUCAGAUCGACUGGCACGACUUCGUCGUCGUGGAGACGGUCGACUUCCAGCCCAACGAGCAAGGUAACUUCCCUCCUCCCACCACUCCGGAGGAACUGGGAGCUCGCAUCCUGAUCCAGGAGCGCUACGAGAAGUACGGAGAGAGCGAGGAGGUGGAGAUGGAGGUGGAGAGCGAGGACGAGGAGGACGUGCGAGAGACCAGGGACGAGGGACACGCGGCUCAGCCGGACCAGGACACACAGCUGCAGGACAUGGACGAGGGUUCGGAUGAAGAGGAGGACACGAUGAAGGCUCCACUUCCUCCUGAAAACCCCAUGCCUCCGCCUCUGCCUCCGACUCCAGACCAGGUCAUCAUCCGCAAAGACUACGACCCCAAGGCCUCUAAGACUCAGAUCGUCGUGCCGCCUGGUGACGAGUUCCUCAUCUCUCCGAUCACGGGUGAGAAGAUCCCGGCCAGUAAGAUGCAGGAGCACAUGCGCAUCGGGCUGCUGGACCCGCGCUGGCUGGAGCAGCGAGACCGCAACCUCCGAGAGCGACAGAUCGAAGAGGAGGUGUACGCUCCCGGCCUGGACAUCGAGAGCAGCCUGAAGCAGCUGGCCGAGAGAAGAACGGAUAUCUUCGGUGUGGAAGAAACCGCCAUCGGUAAGAAGAUCGGAGAGGAGGAGAUCCAGAAACCUGAGGAGAAGGUGACGUGGGACGGUCACUCGGGCAGCAUGGCGCGUACGCAGCAGGCCGCUCAGGCGAACAUCACGCUGCAGGAGCAGAUCGAAGCCAUCCACAAAGCCAAAGGCCUGGUGCAGGAGGACGAGACCAAGGAGAAGAUCGGACCCAGCAAACCCAACGAGGCCGCGCCCCCGCCGCUGCCCACCACCGUGCCCACGCUGCCCAAACCCAGCCCUCCCAUCAGCACCGCCCCCAGAGCGCCACCUGCAGUUACUCCUCAGGUGCGCACCACCCUGCUCUCCGCCGUGCCCGUUAUCCCGAGGCCCCCCAUGGCCCCCGUGGUGCGCUUGGCCCCCGGUCAGGUCCUGACCCCGAUGCCCCCCAUGGUGCACGCUCCUCGCAUCAACGUGGUGCCGAUGCCCCCGGCCGCGCCCCACAUCAUGGCUCCCCGACCUCCACCCAUGGUGGUGCCUGCAGCGUUCGUACCUGCCCCUCCGGUGCCCCAGCCACCCAGCACUGCCCCCGCCCCCAUGCCUCCUGCCCACCCUCCUGCCCCACACGAGGACGAACCGGUCAGCAAGAAGAUGAAGACGGAGGACAACCUGAUCCCGGAGGACGAGUUCCUGCGCAGAACCAAGGGUCCCGUGGCGGUUAAGGUUCAGGUUCCCAACAUGCAGGAUAAGACUGAAUGGAAGCUGAACGGACAAGUACUGAACUUCACACUGCCGCUCACAGACCAGGUGUCUGUCAUAAAGGUUAAGAUCCACGAGGCCACCGGGAUGCCGGCCGGCAAACAGAAACUUCAGUACGAGGGGAUUUUCAUCAAGGACUCCAACUCUCUGGCCUACUACAACAUGAACAACGGAUCUGUUAUUCACCUGGCACUGAAGGAGAGAGGAGGGAGGAAGAAGUAGAUCAUCCCUCUCUCUCUCUCUCUCUCUCUCUCUGUAUCUCUCUCUCUCUCUCUCUCUCUCUCUCUCUCUGUAUCUCUCUCUCACUCUCUCUCUCUCUGUAUCUCUCUCUCACUCUCUCUCUCUCUGUCUGUCUCUGUUUGUCUCUCUCUGUCUCUGUAUCUUUCUCUCUCUUUCUCUCCACUCUCUUUCUCUCUCGCUCUCUCUCUCUUUGUAUCUCUCUAUAUAUCUCUCUCUCUGUCUCGCUUUCUCUCUGUAUCUCUCUCUCUCUAUUUCUUUCUCUGUGUCUGUCUCUGUCUCUCCACCCACUCUUUCUUGCUGUAUCUCUCUCUCUCUCUGUCUCUCUUUCUUUCUGUAUCUCUCUCUCUGUAUCUCUCUCUCUCUCUGUCUCUCUUUCUCUAUCUCUCUCUCUAUCUUUCUCUCUUUUUCUCUCCACCCACUCUCUCUCUCUCUCUCUCUCUCUCUCUCUCUCUCUCUCUCUCUCUGUGUUUCUCAAAUUCAGAUGAGCUUUAUUGGCAUGACAGAUUGUACAAUGCCAAAGCAUUUAUAUGGGCAAGGAAUAAAACCUGAACAGAGAACAAAUGAUAAGAUUAACGAAGAAAAGAAAAAAUAAAGUAGUCUCUCUCUCUCUCUCUCUCUCUCUCUCUCUCUCUCUCUCUCUCUCUCUCUCCCCCCCUCCCUCUCUCCCCCCCACUCCUUGAAGCAGUUAUACACUCUCAUACUAAACAAAUACAAUAAUCUGAAUCCAGACGUGUGUGAUGUGUUAGUGUUGUAGCAGUAAAUGAGCGUUUGUGUGAAUUACGCAGCUCAGAAUAAAUAAGCGCAGUGUAGAAGUUUUUUUUUGUUUGUUUUUUUUUUUGAGAAUCUUUUAGGCUGAAUAAUUUUCCUUUCACAGCUGAAACUCUGCUUUGCUGAAAGGCUGAUUUGAUGUUUCAAUAAAUUUGGUUAUAAUCUGA